AUGAAGCUGAAGCUCAUGAUGCUCAUGUGCAUCACAUUGACCAAGGCGGGUAAGUUCAGCACUUGUGACUGGAUCCUCUCGUGUAUCCUGAUCCAUUUGCCCUUGCUGGGUCUCUUGCUGGUGGAAGCCACGUUCAUCUAUUACGUUUUCAACUUCCUCGGUGAGAAAAGGAUUGUUCAGGACGAGGACACCGUCUGCAUUAUGGCUGCAAGCAUGAUGAACCAGGAGCUUCUUCCAUCGGUUCACAUGAUGCUUUGGCUUUGGGGAGCCAAGCGGAGUGAUCAGCGAUUGCAGGUGAAAGAAGAGGAGGGUGCAGAGCCGGAAAAGCCAGGUGAAUUGACCAAUCGACGCAGAGUCGUUUGGUUUUUGCUGCUUGUAUUGCGCAAUGCCAUGGCUAUUAUAUUCUUCGUUUGUGCCGUUAGACACAUCAUGUCCCAGGAUAAAGCUUCAGACCAAAUCUUGAACACAACUGCCAUGGUCUUUGUAUUGGAGAUUGACGAGGUCUUCAUGAACCUCCUUUUCUCGCCGGAGGUUUUGCAUCUGCUGAGCACAGUACCUGCAGUAUCAGGUGAGUUGCAAACAAACCAUGUGGCUUCAAUGCACAAAAACACCGCGGCUUUCAUGAAAUUGCAGUUUCUCCAGAGUUUUGUCCGCGUCAUGGGCUUUCUUUGGGCAACCAUUCCGAUCACGAAGGGAAUGCCAGACGACGCCGAGUUGUCGGAGGCUUAUGCGUGCACUGUGCUUCUGAUGCUCUUUGCUUCGCCAUACAUACUGACCUUUGUUCUUCUUGUCCUCUACAAGGGCUCAGGCUUGUGUGUGCACAUGUAUGGGACCCAGAAGGAUUUACCCGCGAGUGGACAGCAGGUUGAGGACACCGGUGGGUCACCGAAGUCUGAAAAAGCCACAAAAGGGGCCCAGGCCAGUGCUUCCAGUGUUUCAAGUGCUCCCUUGGCCACCGGUGAUGGGCACCCUUCACAAUCGACAUCCCGAUGGAGUGACGAAAUGGAUAUCUGA
This is a messenger RNA of Durusdinium trenchii, 1014 nucleotides long. Lineage: Eukaryota; Dinophyceae; Suessiales; Symbiodiniaceae. The record is from the annotation of a GenBank genome assembly.